CUCAAAAUGAGUCAAUUUCUCAGUAACGUUGAGCCAAACAUUAUUGAUGAUGAAAUGCUUCAGAAAGCCAUUGAAGAGAAGUGUCCAGAGGACAUGGAACAUCUUAUGAAAUGGGAAAAUAUUGAUUUUAAGGCUGUGAAGGAGCUACAGCUUGGUUUUAAAACUAUCCUGCAGAUUGAUAAUCUGUGGCCAUUUGAGCAUCUGACUAAACUUCAGCUGGAUAACAAUGUCAUUGAGAAGAUAGAAGGCUUGGAGAGUCUGGUUCACCUUGUAUGGCUUGACCUGUCCUUCAACAAUAUUGAAGUAAUUGAGGGCCUGGAUACCCUUGUCAAACUGCAGGACCUCAGUCUCUACAGUAACAGAGUGUCUAAAAUUGAGAACAUGGAUACAUUGCAAGAGCUGCAGAUUUUCUCCAUAGGGAAGAAUAAYCUGACCAUUCUGGAAGAUGUUAUCUAUUUAAGGAAACUCAAAAACCUACGGACACUGAACCUCAGCGGGAAUCCUUUCUGCAACCACGAGGACUACACACUGUUUGUUGUUGCUCAUCUUCCAAGCCUCGUGUACUUGGACUUCAAACUCGUGAGAGAGUCCACGAGAGAAGCUGCAGCUUUCAAGUAUCAAGAUCUUACUAAGCCAUUGGAAGAAGAGGAGGGUCAGGUCUUUGCUCUGCAGGAGAUAGAAGAAGCAAAGCAGAAAGAGCUGGAGUACCACCAGACAGCCUUUGUUGAGUACCUGAAUGGAUCAUUCCURUUUGACAGUCUGUAUGAGGAGGAUACAGAAAUUGCCAAACUGGCUCCCCUCCCUGGAGUGGAAGAGCUGCUGGAGUCAUACAAGGAGGAGUUUGUCUCAGUUUGUCGGAACCUAUAUAACUACGGACUGGAACAGCUUGAAAAACGAGAAGCUGAAGUCUCUAAUUUCUACAAAAGAUUCCAUGAAAUUCUGACAGUCAACCAGCAGGAAAGCAGGAGAAUAAUCUCAGACUUUGAGACUCGGAACCAAAGGAGGCUGGAUGAGAUUCAUCACGCCAGGAGUCGUGAUAUCGCUGCGUCUAAACGAGCCCAGGGCAAGGAGGACAUCCUUCAGCUGUGGGAUGCACUCAUGACCUUGGAAGUGCUGAUAUCCAACGACCUGGAGGACCUACUACAGAAUUUCAAAAGAAGCAUUGAUGUCAUGGCAUCAACAUUCAUGGAAAACAUUAAAGGGAUGAUGAACCARUGCCGGGACCUGGAAAACCAACACCAUGAAAAGCUGAUGGAGAUCACCAUCACCACCCUGGAGAAAGCAGACAAGGCUAGGCUCAUAGAGGAUUUGCCAGAUGAUAUGAUAAAGCUCCUCGAUGAGAAAGACACCCUUGUCAACGGCAUGAACAUGUCCCACGAUGUCCGCCUGCGGAAGAUUGGUAAGCGAGAGUGUGACAUGCUCUGCAACACCUACCAGUGGCAGAUAUCAGUGACAGAGAAGGCUUUCCAAACCGAGAGCGACAGAAACCGCGCCUGUAUUGGAAAGGUGAUUUGCUUCAUCGAUGCUCUCCAGAAGGAGCUGGAUAACACAGGGMUCCGGGAGCCUAAAGAAUAGGGCUGGGCAGCUGCCUCAGCUGGGGCACACAGGACAGCCCCCAGCAGCCUCUCURUGCCCAGGCUGCCUGGGACAUUUCAGACCAAAUGCACAUUUCUUCCAUCCUACCAYAAACUGCAAAUAAA
Molecule: messenger RNA, 1700 nt
Organism: Malurus melanocephalus (red-backed fairy wren)
Lineage: Eukaryota; Metazoa; Chordata; Aves; Passeriformes; Maluridae
Gene: DRC3
Product: dynein regulatory complex subunit 3
Exons: 12
Coding region: 7-1575 (522 amino acids)
Molecular function (GO): protein binding
Source: RefSeq, a predicted model, not a curated record